Molecule: messenger RNA, 1064 nt
Organism: Drosophila sulfurigaster albostrigata
Lineage: Eukaryota; Metazoa; Arthropoda; Insecta; Diptera; Drosophilidae
Gene: Cpr64Ab
Product: cuticle protein 19.8
Exons: 2
Coding region: 335-691 (118 amino acids)
Cellular component (GO): extracellular matrix
Source: RefSeq, a predicted model, not a curated record
GGAAGCAAUUAAUGCGCCUCACGUGCCACAUUUCAAGUUAUGAUUGUCAUAACAUUAGGAAGAGAAAAGGGGCUGCGCAGAAUUGUGCAAACGUAAAAGGGGAAUUGUUGGCACGUUCGUUGAGGAAAUUUUGGGUGUCGACUGGAAGUGCAGCUUACGUCAGGCAUUGGCUCACACUUGGCCAGGUUUGGCCAGCGGUUGCCACAAUGCACAUGACCACGACAAUGCUGGGCGAUGGGAAAAGCGUUUAAAACCCGGUCGCCAACGCAGCUAGAGACAGUUCAGAAAGUGACAGCGUUCCAACAGUAUCCAUCCAUCUAAUCCAAGCUUAAACAUGGCCCUAUUCAAGUGCAUUAUCGUGAGCUGUGCUCUCUUCGCCAUCGUCGAAAGUGCCUUGUUGCCUGCUGUUCCCAUCAAUACCGAGAUUGAUCCACAUCCUCAGUAUGCCUACGCCUAUAAUGUGCAGGAUGCAAUCACCGGCGAUAGCAAGAGCCAGCAGGAGGUGAGGGAUGGCGAUGUUGUCAAGGGCUCCUACUCUGUGGUCGAUGCCGAUGGAUCAUUGCGUACCGUCUUCUACACUGCGGAUCCCAUCAAUGGCUUCAAUGCUGUGGUGCAACGUGGCCCAGUUCCAGUCCCAGUUGCAGCUCCAGUUGCUGCUCCAGUAGUGGCUGCCCGUCCAUUCCUGGGCUAGAGCAGCAAACAGCUGCCAUGUAAAGUACACUCAACACACCCAGAGUUGAUCUUAGCCUGUAGAUAAGUUAUUGUCUGUUCUGUAGAUCUAACCACACUCAUAAAUCAGUUAAUAAAUCCAGUUAGCCAAAGAGAACAAGCACGACGCACACCUAAUUGCCGGACACCUGGUUAUGGAUUAUGGAUUGUGAAUCGAGCAACUUGCGAAUUAUACUCGUAUUGCGCUGACAAAUGGUCUUGGGUUUUAGCUCUGACUUAGCAAUCGACGGGAGAUCUGUAUCGCUUUGCGGAUCUAACUGAGGAGCUGGUCCGUUCCUUUGCUGGGUUAUUAACAGUCUCAAAUAAAUUGUGAUGAUUUUCACAUUUAUUUGGGC